Daphnia carinata is the source of this 804-nucleotide messenger RNA. RefSeq names its product NEDD8-conjugating enzyme UBE2F-like. The transcript has 4 exons. The record is from RefSeq and is a predicted model, not a curated record. NCBI's taxonomy places the organism in Eukaryota, Metazoa, Arthropoda, Branchiopoda, Diplostraca, Daphniidae. Bases 116 to 682 code for a protein of 188 amino acids.
CUGACUGCCUGUACCUGGCUUCACAGAGAAGGAAAAUUUCGUCCGUGUUGUAGUUGUGUCACUAUUAUUUUGGAACUGUUUUUGUGGUUCGGAACUAUCUGUUUAACUUUAAAUAAUGAUUACCUUGACAAAACGAUUAAAAAAAGAGGCUGAAAGCAGAAAUAAUAGUAGCACACCAAUAAAACAUGACAAUCAUGCUCCUAAAAGAAUUAGCAUCAGGGAUAAACUUCUUGUAAAAGAGGUCCAGGAAAUGGAACAGACCAUUCCUUCCACAUGCAGAGUGAAAUUUGAAAAUCCUGAUGCUCUUCAUGAAUUCACUGUGAUUAUUCUACCUGAUGAAGGCUUUUGGAAAGGUGGAAAGUUUUUGUUUCAUGUAGUCAUCAACGAGGACUACAACAUUUCACCACCUACAGUUAAAUGUCUGACAAAGUUGUGGCAUCCCAACAUUAGUGAAGAGGGUGAAAUUUGCCUCAGCCUAUUGAGGCAAAAUUCCAUUGAUGGGCUUGGCUGGGCUCCUACUAGAAAAUUAAAAGAUGUUGUGUGGGGCCUAAAUUCCCUUUUUACGGAUUUAUUGAAUUUCGAGGAUCCGUUGAAUAUCGAGGCUGCUGAACAUUAUCGAAAAGAUCGUUCUUCUUUCGAAGUUAAAGUACGCGAAUAUGUCAACCAGUUUGCAAAGCGAUAAAAAAAACGUAAUUUUGUGUGUGGUUGUGUGCGUGUUGUUGUGUGCCAGUGAAUUGAUUGUUCAAAUGACCAUAGUGAAUUCAGUUCUCUUACCAAUGCAGAAUAAAACUCAUUUUCUUCUUU